This is a messenger RNA of Bactrocera oleae (olive fruit fly), 1442 nucleotides long. RefSeq lists its product as uncharacterized. Lineage: Eukaryota; Metazoa; Arthropoda; Insecta; Diptera; Tephritidae. The record is from RefSeq and is a predicted model, not a curated record.
UUAAAAUGUAUAUUAGCAUUGAGACGUUUUGUGUAUAAAAGGAGCUUCAACAAUCCCUGCUUGUACAGUUCUGUAAAAAAUUUGUGUAGACGAAGUGAAAAUGUUAAAUGUGCAAAAUUUUGUAUUCCUUGUGGCAGUUGCCGCUGUUUUUGACUAUGUGUCAACUUGUACACUAUCGGUUGACGGAAUCUCGCCAUUAUUCACGCAGACAUUUGGAUCCAGGGCUAUAGUCUUUAAAGCGCAUAAAAAUAAAGUGAAUUUUGAAGAUUCAGUUAAGGCAUAUUGUAGUGAUGGAGAACUGAAAGUAAAAAUACAAGAGCCCUAUGGAAAUUAUUUCGUAUCUCGAAUCCAAAAUACAGUUGUGUUCGAUUGCUUGAAUAAUGAGAUUAAAAUUAGGGAUGUUGAUUAUAAAAACGUACAUGUUUCAUGCGCAUAUGAAAUAAAAUUCAAACUUUACGAGAGCAGCACAGCUUUACCAAAAUGUGAUGGGUUCAAUAAUUACGCAAUCGGUUUUAAACACGUUGAUGUGGGUGAAGAGAUCAAGGCUGGCAUCUGUUACGAUAUGGACACACUAUCGUUGAAAUUCGCCAUGUAUGUCGCCUCUUCGAUAAAUGUCCGAUUAUUUAAAAAGAAUCAUAACUACAGUGUGUUGCCUGUAAGUCUCGAUUUCGACCUGAAAACCAACGAUUUAAACAACUACUUUGAUCUUAUAAAUAAGAACUCAUUGAAUAGCGCUUUGGCAAACCAAUUUCAAGUCGAAAGCUUAAUACAGGACGAAUCGCUAAGGAGAGAAUUCCAACAUUCGGACACGUUUAAUACUCUAUGGUGGCGUCAAUUACGGGAGGAGAAUUGGCGCUACUUCCUCGAAGCGCUCGACCAACGAACGAAAUCUUCCAAAAGAUCGUAUCUAGUUAGUGUGGGCACUUAUGGCAACAUCAGCUUGCCAUCGGCUACGAAUAAUUGCACUUCACCAAAACCGAAAUUACUAACCGUCAAAACUAGUGACACAGAGGUUUUGGUACCGGCAUAUAUGUGGGCAUACGUGAAAUCACUAGCUACCGAUGAUGUGGAGGAGUUUGUUGUAAUCGGACAUAAUUCACCUUACGCUGAACACCCAGAGCAUAAUCCAUUCUGCGUUGUUGAUAUGUGCGACGAAAUUGAGUGGUUGAACGAAAGCAAAUUCGGCUACUUGCGACGUCUACCAACGCUUGGUUACACUUUCUGCUGUCUCCCAGGCGAGGUCGCCAAUGUUAUCGAUCAUUUUCCUUUUACUGAUAUGGCUGAUAGUGAGACUACACUAAAGACAGUAGAGGAGGUUACCUAUUAUGAUAGAAUAUUAGAAGACGAUUAUUGAAUUAAUUUUGAACUUUGUUAUUUGAGUAAACACAAAUAACUAAAAUGUAUACUCAUUUUACUUAAAUAAAUAUAAUUUCAGUUCAAUA